AGGAUUGCCUUUUGAAUGUCCAAUUCAGUGAAAUGAAGGUCAAGACUAAUGAAGAGCAGCUCUCAAGCUAUGCAGAAGGGCAACUUCACAGGAUGCUGGUGCGUAUGACGGGAGCCAAAACGGUUUUGAUAAUAGGAAGGCUAAAAGUCCCAUCCAUUUUGGCUAUGGCUGAACUGGUGCCAGAAGAUAGCAGCAUAACCAUAUGUGCCACACAGCCCCAUUUUGGAGAAUCCAGCCAGGAGGCCUUUGAUUUCUCAGCUCAUGGCAACAAAAUGAGGGCACAAAUAGGACCAAUAAUGGACUCCUUGGAGGAGUUAGCAGCCGUGGGGAAAGAUUUUGAUAUAGUCUUUAUUGAUGCCGAUCAAAGGAACCCUGCAGAGUACUAUCGCUUUGUCAUGGAGAACCAUUUGCUGAGGAUGGAUGGGACGCUCUGCAUAGAGAACGCCCUCAUGAAAGGAGAGGCCUACCUGGAGAAUACGGCAGAUGAAAAUGUAUUAGGUGUCAAAAAACUGAAUCAAGUAAUUAAUUCAGAUCCUCACACGGAGCAGGUGGUCCUUCCUGUGGAAGGUGGCUUGAUUCUUCUCCAAAGGAGUCGGAUAUGUGCCGAUGAGGAGACUAACCUAGGAGGUGUUGUGAAAGACGACGUGUUUUGGGGCCACCGUGGCUGCCGCAUCCUUGACCGCCUGCAGCUGGACGGCAAAGUCGCCUAUGUCACCGGAGGAGGCCAGGGGAUCGGCCGAGCCUUUUGCCAUGCGCUGGGGGAAGCAGGGGCGAAAGUAGCUGUGGCGGACCUGGUGCUUGCCAAAGCAGAGGCAGUAGCAUGUGAGCUGCGGCUCAAAGGGAUAAAAAGCAUUGCUAUAGCAGCAGACGUAAGCAGACCGGAAGAUGUGCAGAGGAUGCUUGCUACAAUCGUAGAUAAGUGGGGCACAGUCCAUAUUGCAUGUAACAAUGCAGGGAUCAACAUGAAUUCACCAAGUGAAGCUACCUCCCUGGAAGAAUGGGACAAAACUUUCAAUGUGAAUUUGCGAGGCUUGUUUUUGUGUUGCCAGGCUGCAGGCCGCAUUAUGCUGAAUCAAGGAUAUGGGAAGAUAAUUAACACAGCAUCUAUGGCAAGUUUAAUAGUUCCUCAUCCACAGAAGCAAUUAGCUUACAAUGCUUCGAAAGCCGGGGUUGUAAAGUUAACUCAGACGUUGGGGACGGAGUGGAUUGAUAGAGGAGUGAGAGUGAACUGCAUUUCUCCGGGGAUUGUCGAAACACCGCUCAUCCAUUCUGAGGAGCUGAAACCUCUUGUGCAGUGCUGGCUCACGGACAUCCCAGCCGGACGGCUGGCUCGAGUGACAGACUUGCAAGCUGCCGUCAUAUACUUGGCAUCUGAAGCUUCAGAUUAUAUGACUGGCCACAACUUAGUCAUUGAAGGAGGGCAAAGCUUAUGGUAGAAAAGGAAUGGAAACGCUCUUUCAAUGCAUGCGGAGGAAUGACAGGCACACAGGAAAGACUCCCCUGAUCACAUUGCAGUUCUGCACGAGUUACGAGUGUUCAGCUUCUCUCUUGACAUUGUCCAUUAAUUCCUUCUUCCAAAAAAUACAGCUUUUAAUUUCCAAACUGCUAUUUUAGACCCAAUCUACAGCACCUCUUGUCUUAACAAAAGUCUGCAUGUGGAGGUUUGCUUAUUUUUUAAAAAAAUCUGCCCUAGACUGAAUGCUGUAGUAACACACACACACACACACACACACACACUGAUUUUCCCUCUAUCGACACAUUCAGUUCAGUGGAGUAAACAGAUUGCCACUAUGCAAAUAAUUUUGUACUUAAAAAAAUAAAAAUAAAGUAGGAUCCUAUAUUUUAGCCAACAGAGAAGACAUCCUGUUGCCAGCUUGACUGUUGUGCUUGAAUCUUUGCUAAAUUACUGCUUCAAUUAAUCAAGAAAAUUUGUUGAUACUUCUACUGCAGCUGUAAUGUCAAAUAUGGGGGGGGGGGUUGCAUGGGGGGUGGGAAGAGAAAUGCUUGAAAUGCUAAGUUAUUCUUGCAGCAGGAUUUUGUCUUGAGAAAGUAAACUGAGGAUUGACAGUCAAUGUUUGUCGGUGUGUGUUAUAGCCCCCGCCCACCCCCAGCUUUAAAUGGAAAUUAUUCCAGCAAUUGCUCUAAAAGGUGUUGGGAUUGCAUUCUGCAUUGCAAAAUUAAAAUCACUUUAUCUAA
Podarcis raffonei (Aeolian wall lizard) is the source of this 2196-nucleotide messenger RNA. Its product is annotated as D-threitol dehydrogenase-like. Bases 33 to 1436 code for a protein of 467 amino acids. Gene Ontology annotation, molecular function: O-methyltransferase activity; oxidoreductase activity, acting on the CH-OH group of donors, NAD or NADP as acceptor. The record is from RefSeq and is a predicted model, not a curated record. NCBI's taxonomy places the organism in Eukaryota, Metazoa, Chordata, Lepidosauria, Squamata, Lacertidae. The transcript is spliced from 9 exons.